GCGGCGUUGACUCUUUUGUUGACAGUCCUCAAAAUGGUGGAAAACUUGUGAAUCAACAUUUUUACCCUCGUUUUGGGCUUCUAAACAUUUUUUUAAAUUUGAAAGUCACACUGAAAUUGGAAGGACGAAUUUGGAAAGACAAAAUUGAUAGUAGAGCAAUUCCACAAAAUGCCAGUACAGGAAUUGUUUAUUGUUAUCGACAACAUUUACCAUGGAUUCCGACGCUGCUUCGGACCCGAAAAUCAGACUGAAACCAGAACGUUUCUCGCUUACAAUGCGAUGAAAAAAAUUGGUAAACGACGUCGCAGAAUAUUUAAAAGUAAACUCGGUUGGCAACAUGUGCGGAGGAAUCAUUUUUCCAGCAGCGAAGAAAGCUUCCAAAAUGUGACUGCCACAGAACUCAACGGGUAUUUCACCAGGGGCAAGUUUACAGCUCCAAUGACUGUGAGCCAUGAUCCCGAUAUAAGCCCUUCCAUUGGCCUGGUGCAUCGUCGGAGACUCCAGAACCGCCCGCUGAUGUUGAAUGCCCGGCAGGUUCUUCAAGUUCAGUGGGGCGGUUGGUGGCAGAGGUACUGGCCCACUCUCGUGGCAGCCAGUAUGCAGAUGAGCUGCGGAUCUUCGGUCCUUUGCCAUUCGCUGUUGGGGCUGUACGAUGACGAAGAAUCAAGUCCACCAAUCGUGGUGCUCAUUUGUCACUUUGGCCAGGCGAUUAAAAAGCUUUGCAAAAAGGUUGACUUGGCCAUUUGUAGCAAUGGCCGUAGUCCCAAUUAUGUGACCACUUCGGCUGCCAUGGAGUUGAUCGACAUUCGUGGUUUUUUUCAACAUAUUAACAAUGCCCUGGUAGACUUCCUGCUCAGAGCCGCUGAUUCUGGGAUGUAUAUGUUAUAGGCGAUCAAGUGGAUUACAAUAACUGAGAAAUCGGCCAAAAAAGUUAUGCAGAAAUUGGCAAAAUAAACUUUAAAAAUCCAGCUAACCAGCAUCUAAGCCUAUGGUCUAAUGCACUGAAACGAAUACUUUAAAUAAAUAAAUAACUUACAACUCCAA
Messenger RNA from Drosophila yakuba, 1044 nucleotides. RefSeq lists its product as uncharacterized. The transcript has 4 exons. The record is from RefSeq and is a predicted model, not a curated record. The coding region runs from base 169 to 888 and encodes 239 amino acids. NCBI's taxonomy places the organism in Eukaryota, Metazoa, Arthropoda, Insecta, Diptera, Drosophilidae.